Molecule: messenger RNA, 3016 nt
Organism: Pseudophryne corroboree (corroboree frog)
Lineage: Eukaryota; Metazoa; Chordata; Amphibia; Anura; Myobatrachidae
Gene: ELMO3
Product: engulfment and cell motility 3
Exons: 21
Coding region: 97-2253 (718 amino acids)
Biological process (GO): actin filament organization; cell motility
Source: RefSeq, a predicted model, not a curated record
UGUCCUCUCCCAGCCUCCACCUCUCUGUCCUCUCCCAGUCUCUCCACCUCUCUCUGCUGCUGGACAGGAAGCAGCUCCCAGCUACACGCAGCCAAUAUGGAGCCCGCCAAAAAUAUUGUCAAGAUUGCCAUUCAGAUGAUGGGCGCCUACCCGCAACUUAUUGAUCUCAACCAGAGUAAACCCCUAGCAGCGGUCUUGAAGGACGUCUGUGAUGCGUGGAAUAUUAGUAACUCGGAGCAGUAUGCCCUACAAUACGUGGACGAACACCAAGCAUACAUCACUGAGCUGAACAGGAUGGAGAUCAAGAACGGCAGCAUAUUGAAGUUGACCACCUCCCCGGACAAGGAGGCCAGCAGCCUGUGUCACGGAGUACAGAGUCAGAACCUGGAUGUCAGGUCAGAGUCUCUGAAGAAGUUGGCAGCUCUUUCCUGCGACGUCACAUUUGCUCAGGAAUUCAUCAGCCGUGAUGGACUCAGUAUCCUGUCCAGGACAGUGGAAGAUGACAAGGAGCUGGGGGAUGUGAUGUGCCACACACUGAGGGCCACCUCUGAGUUGAUGGAACAUGGAUUUGUGUCCUGGGAGACCUUCAGUACUAUCUUCAUACACAAGGUUGUGACGUUUGUGAACAUGAAUCUGAUGUCAGUGGAGAUCACACAGCUUGCACUUGUCAUUUUGGAGAGUAUUGUGCAGAGUAACACCAAGCUGGGGGAGAUGGUGAGACAAGAGGUGACUCUGGAUCGUCUACUCUCCCUCCUACAACUGCCAAACCAGGCGAUGCAGAUCAAAGUGAUGGCGCUUCUUGUGGCCUUGCUGCAGAAAGUGGGAGGCAGAGAGCGAGCGGAGAUGCUGGAUUAUCUGUGGAAGAAAAAUUUGAGGCAGUUUAUCCAUAAGCACAUUAUCCAUGGCUGGCCAGUACUAGGAGAUGAGAUGAGCCAUUACCUGUAUGCACUGCAGUGUCUCAGCCUGGGCCUACUAGAAGACCAGAUGAAGACCACAAUGGAUCCUAAUGAUGUUGAGCAGCGACAGCAACUCCAGAACCUUCGCCUGGCUGCUUUUCCAAAUGAGGUGGAGGAAGGAGGUAACAUGAGCUCAGAAAGGCGCCGCUCACUUUGUGCCAAGGAAUUCCGCAAGCUUGGUUUCACGAACAAUGGCAGCCCAUGGCAGGACCUCUGUCUCACUCCGCCUGGACUAUUGGCGCUUGACAACAUGGUGUAUUUCUCAACGCGAUGGCCCAGCGCCUACAGCCGGUUUGUUCUUGAAAACAGCAGUCGGGAAGAUAAACAUGUCUGUCCAUUUGCCCGAAGCAGCAUUCACCUGAGCUCCAUCCUUUGUGAGAUCCUGCGAGUAGGAGAACCUGCUUCCGAGACAGGACAGGGGUUCCAGACGCUGUUCUACGCACAAGACCAUUUCCUGCAGGAACUAUUCUGUGUCUGCAUCCAGGUUCUUAAUAAGACAUGGAAGGAGAUGAGAGCGACACAGGAGGACUUUGACAAGGUGAUGCAUAUAGUGAAAGAGCAGAUUUCUCGCACUCUUGCUCACACUAUAACAACUCUGGACUUUUUCCGAACAAAAAUAUCAUCCCUGAAUUACAGUGAGAUUCUGCGCCAACGCCAACAAGAGAGACUGAUCCAGGAUGAAGCCCUUUCUCCACCCGUCAUGGAACUAAGAAAACAACUGGAGCCAGAGCUAAUGAAUCUGAUCCGACAACAGAGGCUGCACUACCUGUGUGAGGGCACAAAGUUUCGGAAGAUCAGUAGUCGUCGGAGACAGGACAAGCUUUGGUUCUGUCGUCUUUCCCCAAACCACAAGGUACUCCACUAUGGGGACCUGGAUGAAAACACUAUUGACAAGCCUCAAAUUGAAAUGCUUCCAUUGAAAAUUGCAGUUGCUGACAUAAAAUAUGUGCUAACAGGAAAGGAUUGUCCUCAUAUGAAGGAGAAGAGCUCUGGGAAACAGAACAAGGAUAUCGUGGAUCAAGCGUUUUCCAUUUGCUAUGAUGUUGAUAGUUGCUUGAAUUUCAUCGCACCCUCAUUUAAUGACUUCUGUCUUUGGCUGGAUGGACUUAGUGCACUUUUGGGACGGGGAAUGCCAAGUGAGCGUACACGCACUGACCUGGAUCUGCUGCUUAAUACUGAGCUAAAACUGAGGUUAUUGGAUCUGGAGAACAUCCCAAUUCCUGAGCAGCCACCACCAAUUCCACCACGUCCACAAAACUUUGACUACUGCUAUAAGUUCACCUCGGCAGAGGCCUGAUCACACAGAGACGUCACUUCACUCUGCGUAGCCAGAUCCCGGUCAUUAUAGAAGAGUGGCUGGCUACUUAGAGUACGGGAUUACACUCCGUGUGUUACAUUUUGGAAAUAAUGAAAUGCCUAAUGAUGGUUUCUCACACUGAGCCUGACUGUGACGUGGACGCUGUAUCACUGUGUGUUUGCAUUUGUCUGAGUCGCACUGUGCAUGCAUUGUGAUUGGCUACCGAUGGUGCAUGCGGCAAGAACUUGGAUACAACAGUCAGUGCGCAUUCAUGGGAGGUAAUGGGGGUGUCAGAGGCACUUAGUUCCAGCAGACAUUCUGAGCACCUGUGCGCAUUUGGCAGAUUACAGAGACAUCCGCAGGGCGUCCAUCUAUUGCCGCAUUGGCAUAAAUUCCCAGUAGCACUGCACGAAUAGACGCAGCUGCAGCCACAUCAUCACCCACCUCUGAAUCAGGAUCGUUAUGUGGUGCUGGAACAGGACUGAACACGUGACUAAUGCGUCUGUAAUAAACAAUGUUACAUUGUAUCACUACUACUGUCAUAUGGAUAUUGGUAACGCUAUGGUAUACAGCAGUGUAUACUGUGUGCACAGCUACGGUGCCUCGGGCACCUGCUGAGGUUCCUUGGAUUGUUGGUCCAGGACCAAUUCAAAAUAUGUAUGGUCACUGUAAUAGGAUAAACCAGUGCUGGGGGGCUGCCAAUCAUCCCAUCCCCCACCACAUAACUCACCCUAAGGAUGACAUAUAAAAACUAAUUACUUCA